Messenger RNA from Helianthus annuus (common sunflower), 438 nucleotides. RefSeq lists its product as uncharacterized. NCBI's taxonomy places the organism in Eukaryota, Viridiplantae, Streptophyta, Magnoliopsida, Asterales, Asteraceae. Gene Ontology annotation, molecular function: zinc ion binding; nucleic acid binding. The coding region runs from base 1 to 438 and encodes 145 amino acids. The record is from RefSeq and is a predicted model, not a curated record. The transcript has a single exon.
AUGUUAAAGGCUGAAUUUAGGGAGUUUAUCACUCCCCAAAAAUGUGAAACUCUUGAUGAGCUGAUUAACUGGGCUCGAGAUAGAGCAAUUGAGCUUAAAAGACAGGAAGAACGUGGGGAGAAGAGGUCAUCGGAAAAAGGGUCCAACCCAAGCCCUUCUAAGAAGACAAAAUUUCAAGAUCAUGGUAGGAAGGAAAAAUCAAAAGGGGCAAUUACCCCUUGCAAGACAUGUGGGAAACUUCAUACCGGUGAAUGUCUCCUAGGCAAGAAUUGGUGUUAUAACUGUGGCAAAGAAGGACAUCCAUACUACAAGUGCCCUAAUAACCCGAAGACUUGUUACAAUUGCUUUCAAACGGGGCAUGUUAAGGCGGAGUGUCCUAAACUUCAACAGGGAGCAAAGAAGGAAAGUAAGAAGGAAGAGAGCCCUAAGGCUCGAUGA